Molecule: messenger RNA, 1256 nt
Organism: Phyllostomus hastatus (greater spear-nosed bat)
Lineage: Eukaryota; Metazoa; Chordata; Mammalia; Chiroptera; Phyllostomidae
Gene: HSD17B8
Product: hydroxysteroid 17-beta dehydrogenase 8
Exons: 9
Coding region: 1-921 (306 amino acids)
Biological process (GO): estrogen biosynthetic process
Molecular function (GO): estradiol 17-beta-dehydrogenase [NAD(P)+] activity
Source: RefSeq, a predicted model, not a curated record
AUGCAGCCUUUGUCUUUUUUGUGGGGGGAUGAGGGCCCCUCAAUCUUGCCAUUCUUAAGGGCCCCGAGUGUUGGUGUGUGGCCACACCUCCGCGGUGGGAGGUCGGCUGGAGCUGGAGGCCUUGGGUAUGUUACGUUGACGGGGUUGCAAUUGGCCUGGCUUUGCUAUCGCCACGCCCCCACUGUGCCUGGAUUGGCUCUGUGCUGGAUUACCCGUUCAUCCACAGCCAGCCAUGGCGACUCAGCUCCGGCUCCGCUCUGCAGUAGCCCUGGUCACAGGUUGAGGGGGUGUACUUUCAGGGAGGGGUCGGGUACCAGAAUGCUGUCAGGGGUGUGCCCUUGGCCUGUGCAGCCGCUGGGACUUCUGGCCGCUGGUGCGGGUAGCGGCAUCCGCCGAGCAGUCAGUGUGCGCCUGGCCCAAGAGGGGGCUGCAGUGGCUGCUUGCGACCUGGACGGGGCAGCGGCACGGGAGACGGUGCAGCUGCUGGGCGGGCCAGGGAGCGAGAAGAGGGCCCACGCUGCCUUCCAGACAGACGUGUCUGAGGCCGGGUCCGCCAGGCACCUGCUGGAACAAGUGCAGGCCUGCUUUACUCGCCCACCAUCUGUCGUCGUGUCCUGUGCGGGCAUUACCAGGGAUGAGUUUCGACUUCACAUGUCUGAGGAUGACUGGGACAAAGUCAUAGCUGUUAACCUCAAGGGCAUCUUUCUAGUCACUCAGGCAGCAGCCCAAGCCCUGGUGUCCAGUGGUUGUCAUGGCUCCAUCAUCAACAUCAGUAGCAUCAUAGGGAAGGUGGGGAACAUGGGACAGACAAACUACUCAGUGUCCAAGGCUGGAGUGAUUGGGCUGACCCAGACUGUAGCUCAGGAGCUUGGACGAUAUGGGAUCCGCUGUAACGCUGUCCUUCCAUUACAACACCUAUGACACAAAGUGCCACAGAAAGUGCUGGACAAGAUAACUGCAAUGAUCCCAGUGGGACAUCUGGGAAACCCUGAAGAUGUGGCAGAUGUGGUCGCCUUCUUGGCAUCUGAUGACAGUGGAUACAUCACCGGGGCCUCAGUGGAAGUCACCGGAGGUCUUUUCAUGUAACUGCCUCAAGGACCCUGGACUCUGCUCACUCCCCCACCACUCUGCCGGGCCUCCUGCUGAUGAGAACUCUGAGUUCCCAGGCUACAAAAAGGGUGGCAAUGUAUGGCUCAGGAAUGCUGAAUAUGGGAGGCAGGGGUGCUUGUGACCCUAAUAAAUUCCAAAUCCUCUUC